This is a messenger RNA of Bemisia tabaci, 7677 nucleotides long. It is a transcript of the gene hpo, whose product is annotated as serine/threonine-protein kinase hippo. NCBI's taxonomy places the organism in Eukaryota, Metazoa, Arthropoda, Insecta, Hemiptera, Aleyrodidae. The record is from RefSeq and is a predicted model, not a curated record. Gene Ontology annotation, biological process: protein tetramerization; signal transduction; protein phosphorylation. Gene Ontology annotation, molecular function: ATP binding; protein serine/threonine kinase activity. Gene Ontology annotation, cellular component: cytoplasm.
UUAAUCAUAAAUGAAACAAUCAAAGUGUGCCCAUGAUGAUAAUACUGCAUUCAAACACUUAAUCUAAGAUUUUCUAAAAAUUCAAGUUUAAUAGUUAUUGAAAAAAGUAUAUUUUUUAGUACUACAUCUGGUACACAGCUCAUGUGAAAAUAAAGGUGCCCAUCUUUUGACAUUUGUCCAGGCUGUCCAUGUGUUAAAAUACAAUAUUCUUGAAAGCUUUCUUUUUCUUUCUCAAAAUGACUUUUCUUUCUGAAGAAGUAUUGCUUCCAAAGUCAAUUAAAGUGUAACAAGGAUGUAUUAGUAUUUUCUCCAAAUCUUGUGUAACAAAGUGUAAAUGAUGGAUGGCAGUUGCACACUGGUGUUCAAAAAGGGACUUGUUUUCAACUCUGAAGUUCCCCUGCCGGAUUGUGCAACUUGUAAAGCUCGACGAGCUAAAGUUGUUUCAAAUCCACUUAGUACUGAUGAUAUUGAUAAUCCAGGUGAGUUGAAGAAGCUGUCGGAAGAGAGCUUGACUCGACAGCCAGAAGAGGUAUUUGAUAUCAUUUGCAAGCUCGGGGAAGGAUCCUAUGGAAGUGUCUACAAAGCUCUUCACAAAGAAUCGGGGCAGGUCCUUGCGAUCAAGCAAGUACCUGUUGACACCGACUUGCAGGAAAUAAUCAAGGAGAUCUCAAUAAUGCAGCAAUGUGAUAGUCCUUAUGUAGUAAAAUAUUAUGGCUCUUAUUUUAAAAACACUGAUCUAUGGAUUGUAAUGGAGUAUUGUGGUGCUGGUUCAGUAUCAGACAUAAUGCGGCUACGUAAAAAAACGCUGUCUGAGGACGAAAUUGCGACAAUUCUAUCAGAUACACUAAAAGGCUUAGAGUACCUGCAUUUACGACGGAAAAUCCACAGAGACAUCAAAGCUGGCAACAUUCUCCUGAACUCUGAAGGGCAUGCAAAACUAGCUGACUUUGGUGUAGCUGGACAGCUUACAGAUACCAUGGCGAAACGGAAUACUGUCAUAGGAACUCCAUUUUGGAUGGCUCCUGAAGUCAUUCAAGAAAUUGGGUAUGACUGUGUAGCAGAUAUGUGGAGUUUAGGUAUAACAGCUUUAGAAAUGGCAGAAGGCAAGCCACCAUAUGGUGACAUCCAUCCAAUGCGGGCUAUCUUCAUGAUACCUACAAAACCUCCCCCAUCAUUUCGCGAGCCAGACCAAUGGAGCCCAGAAUUCAUUGAUUUUGUCAGUCAGUGCCUAAUAAAGAAUCCUGAGGAGAGAGCUACCGCCAGUCAAAUGUUACAGCAUGAAUUCAUCGGUAAUGCCAAAGCAUCAACUAUUUUGAGUACAAUGAUUCAAGAAGCAAGAGAAAUUCGGGAGAAUCAAAGCCUUAGGAAUAAUGUUGCAGCAAUGCAGGGUAAAAGCAAUCUUGUAGAGGAAGAUGAUACGGAUAGUAAAACUUUAGUGCCUGACUCAGGAACGCUCAUCAACGAAAAAGGCGGAACAUUAGUCAAAGGGAGCACGCUAGCUGAAGAGUUAGGAACGAUGGUCAUCAAUAGCGAUACUGAUGAUGAAUCAACAAUGAAAAGGCAUGACACGGGACCUGGCGAAUCUGGGAAAAAAUAUAGACCUCUGUUUUUAGACCAUUUUGACAAAAAAGAAUCUAAGACAAUUAAUGAUAAUGGUGCCAUGGAUACCUUAACGAGUCCAAUAAGUCUGAAGCAACAACUAAUCAAUGAUGUAAAUAAUACAAAUGUAGCCCCGCAUCAGCAAAGUCAGGAAGAAAAACAAAGAGUAUUAGUAGCAAUAUCUGGCCAAACAGCUGGCAGCCAAAUGUUGAGGUCAGCUCACCAUCUUCCCCCUCCACUUCCUCCUGAAAACCAACCAAAAUUUCAAAAUGUUUUCGUUGAUGGUGAUUUCGAAUUUCUAAAAUUCCUGAGUUAUGAUGAUCUUCAACAAAGAAUGUCCAGUUUGGAUGCAGAAAUGGAGCGAGAGAUUGAUGAACUGCGUAGACGCUAUCAAACAAAAAGACAACCGAUUCUGGAUGCCAUGGAUCAAAAGAAAAAACGCCAGCAAAACUUCUGAACGGUAUAUUCGUUUUGGACGAUUCAUUUUUGUCUUGUACAGAUGGUCAUCCUAGAAUCCCUGAGACAAAACCAUGAGCUCUGCUUUGGUUUCUAGGUAUGGAUGACUUAAACUAGUGGCAAAAAUAUUUUAAGACUGGGAUAUGGACUUUUAAAAUUCCUCCCAGUUCGAAAGAAAUGUGAUCCCAGAGGGAAUAGACUGCUUUUGUUCAGCAUACUUUAGAUAUUUUUUAAUACAAUUCAAUGGCUUGAAGCUGUAAAAUAAUAAAACUCAUUCUGAAAGGAAAGAGGCUAGUAUGGUUUGUCACCUAAAUGAGUGGUCAAGUCAUUUGUCAUUGAAAAGACUAAAGGUUUAAAAAUACCAAUAAAAUCUAUUAAAUUCUUCUUAGAUAUUCAGGAAACUCUCAAAUGACGGAUAAAAUUCAUCACAAUUAUAAAUCGCACCAUCGAAACAAUGAAAAGGAUCAAUGUAAAUGGUGCUGCCUCAUGGUAACAGUAUCUAGAAAUGUUUGAUUCUUGAAAAGAGCAUGAAACAUUCGAGGACUUCUCUACAUCCCUUGCGGUGGCAAUCCCAUGAGCUCGUGUCUCUGCUCAGACAUAAUUCAAGAUUAUCAUUUUAUAUGUUACCUACCUCAAUUGAAAUGUAGUGGUUUCUAAUCCUUUGUUUCUUAAUCGGGAACUACGUGAUUGACACUUACUUUUCUUUUUCGCCCGAUGAUUUUUUUUUUUUUUUUUUUUUUUUUUUUUUUUCCAAUCACGGGAGUUAAACAUUUUCGCCGCACACUUGUCCCGCUUCCUUUAGUGAAGGUUUCACAGUUUUUCUCGUGCGGUUCACGUUAUUUUCAAUAUAUUUCAAGAAACCUUCUUUCAGACUAUGUUGUUCAUCUGUGCCUAUGGGAGAGUACAGAUCACACGUUUCAGAGCCAUCCAAAAUUUUACGGGUAGCGAACUGACUAAGAGGAAGAACAUAUAUACGAAAACGCCAAUAUUUUAGAGCCUCAACUAGUGCAAAAUCCGUAUCACCACGUGUACAAAUGUAGUGGUCUAAAUAGUUCCAAUUAUAAUUUUCUAGUUUCUCUGUAUUAAAAGACACCCAUGAGACGCCGUAGGUUUUGUGAUCAGGUGCUUGAAAUCUGUAGCGAUAAUGAAUCACAAAUGGAGAAUAUGGAUGCCUGGGUCGAUAGCGUGUCACUCGGAUUUCAGAUCCAUUCAGUACAAUUCGAUGAAAUACUCUUCCGAUACUCAACUUGAAUUGCACAGAUGGGGAGACUGCAUUGGACCGAGGUCCAAUAACGGCACUGCCUCGAUCUGGUAUGUGAGAUUCAGAAUCUAUGAUGAGCUGAAAACCCUGUGCCAAGCGUUGUGAUACAAGCUCGUAAAAAACUUCUUUGGUAGAGAGAGAUUUUUUCUCUGAGGACCUCUGCUGCGCAAAAUCUGCGUUUACAUCAUCAGGUAAUAGAUUAUAGUCAGAGAAGACAUAAUCAGUUUUUAAACAGAUUUCAUCAGGAAAAUAAUCGGUUGUGAUCGGGAGACAUGCAGGAAUGGUAAGAGAUUUCCAAUCAACACCGAAAGAGAGACUUCGGAACACAAGGACCUUUAGUGAAGGUUUCACAGUUUUUCUCGUGCGGUUCACGUUAUUUUCAAUAUAUUUCAAGAAACCUUCGGAAUCCCUGGCAAAAUUCAUCGGGCGAAAAAGAAAAGUAAGUGUCAGUCAAUGUAGUGGUUUCUUUAUAACAGAGAUGCUUUAUGUUUCUUUUCUCAAAAUCUUACUUAUCCAAAGAAUGUCUAAACCCUUUGAUUAUUCAAUGAAGAAGGGAGAAUAUGUUGCCUGGCUGGUAAGCUUUUUUUGGGCCUAAACCUUGUGCUAGACUUUUCUCAUCUUGGAUUGUUGAAUCACUUACAAUAUCAACCUGAAUUCCUGUCAUCAAGAAUAAAAAACAACGGCUAAAUUGGAUCCCUUUCCAAAACUGAACAGUUUGAGUGAUGAAGUGUGGAAAAAAAACUUUUCAACUUCCCUGGAGUUGAUUCUCCGAAGCAAAAAUAAAUUACCUUGGUCAGAACCAUCACCUCAAGUUUUUAUGCCAAAAGGCCCUUCUACACUGGGAAAUGAGCAAUUGACGCAUCAAUUCAAAAUCACAUAGAUACGUUGGGGAAAGAGUUUUUCUUUGACAGUCAGACAGAAAUAAACAACAAAAAAUAUUUAAAAUGUUCAAUCUUGUUUGUAAAAAUGAUCGGAUUCCAUUGUUUAACUUCUAAUCGCUACGGUCUGGUACUAUUAUUUUCUCAAUUUCUGAAGCAUGUCUUGCGGGAAAUGGCAUGGAGUCAGUGUUUUGAUUCAGGAGUAGGAAUAAGUUAUUUCAACUCUCAGGAAGUUCAGGACAGCACACAUUAUUUUCUAAGCCAUCACUUAGUUAGCUCAGAUUUUUGCCCAGCACAAGAGGCUGCCCAACCAGAAUUUUUAUAAAAGAGGUGUUAUAAAAUCGGUGGUUGUCAAAUAACUCCCUGUUUGUUUUUUAUGUUUUGUUUGCCUUUUUUGUACAUAAUCUCUAUUUGUUUUCACUAUACCAUUUGAAUCCCCUAUUUUGUCAUGCGCAGUGAUUGUAUUUAUCAUCGUGCCAUAGCUAAAGAAGCUGGUGAAGUUUGAUUUUUAACCAAGUUCUCCCUUUUCUUAGACUUUGGAACAAAUCUUGAUAAUAUGAGUAUUGCUAACAGAUAGCAUUGCUGUCAAUUGUUAGUGCAUAUGAUACAAUACUAGCCUGAUUUUGUCGCAGUAAAGAGCUGUUCAUUUUCAUUCUUUUUUACAAAAUCAAACAUAAGUAUUUUCAUGAGCUUUUAAACAUCAUUAUAAUUUGAAAUCCUUGAGAUUUGGGUUGGUGAAGCCAGUCACAGAGUGUGUUUUGGUGAUUGAAUCAUGUUAUCACAUAUAAGUACUAGUGUAAAAUAAUGAAAUCUGUUCGAGAGCCAAGUUUCUGUGUCCGAUAGUAACAAAAAUAUCAGCCCUCAAAAAAAAGAUUGCUUGAUUGUACCGACCUUUGUAGUUUGUUGCUUCGUUUCUACCAUCUUCAACUCAUUAAUUACUGAUGCACACAUUUGUAGUGGUUGCUCCUCGCACCUAUAUCUGAUUGGUUUGGAAUUUCCAUAGUUAUCUACAGCUGAAACAACCAUGGUAGGCACUUUGGACGUGGAAUAUAUUAACCAUGUUUUAUUGAAGGGCAUCGUACCAAUCAAUGUGGAACUUAGUGUUCCAAUGUAUCCUACAAAUAUUAUUUUCUACUUACCUAAAAGCUGCUAUCUUCCAAACAUGAUUAAGUGAGAUGCUCAAUUGACCCAUUAGCUCUAGUCAAAUCUGACGGAAUAUAAUGUGUUCUUGUUUGCCUCAAAAUGAAUGGUGAAGUUGAACAAGUAUCUUUCUGGUGUGAUUUCAUCAUUUUUACCAUGCAUCGCAAGUUUACCUAAUAUCAUCACCUAUAGAAUUAUUCAUAUUCUAGUAAUACCUAGGUCAGUAGCUUAUGUUGUUCUUGAGUACUUUCAUCAUAGAUUCCCAAUACUACUAUCAGUGAUUUUGUUAACUGUAACUAAUCUCAGGGCCUGAUAGGCCUGCAAGGAUAUGUUUCAGUGCACCCCUAUUACUUUUUUUAUUUUCGCCUCAGUAAUCUAACUUUCUUCUUACUUUACCAACUGUCCUUUUUUUUCCUCAGAGUUUUCUUAUUUUAAGUGCCCAUACCCUUAAUCCAGCACCAAUUAAUCCUUUUACAGUAAAAAAUCGAAUAUUAUUUUGUUCUAUGAUCAACAAUAAGUUUUUGACUGAUGUAGCAAGCUGUCAAGAUGGGAAUAUUCCUGGAUCUCCAUUCAUCAGUCAACUGUUAAAAAUGUAUAUGUAGAUAAUGGAAGGCGAUUAUAACUUCCCAUUUCUCUUUAUUUAUUUUGGGAUAAAGCACCGGUGGUGUUUCCUAAGAAAAACUCUAAAAAUGUCAAGUGAUUUCCUUGAUCAAUUUCCUUGUUUAGGAAUUUUUAAGGAGCAUAAUUCAAAAGAAAAUGUCAAGCGGGAUGGAUGUAUGAUAUUUUUCCAUAUCAGCAAACAAAUUCCUUUGAAAAUUAGAAACAAACACUGUCCUAGUGGCCCUCUUAUGUAAUUAUGGAUUUCUUCCUCAGAUCUGAUAGUCUUUAUAUUCCUGAGAAGGAACCGAUGUUAUGCAGCACAUCAAUAAUUUUUCCUUUUUAGCCCCCCCCCCUCCCGUCCACCCGUUAUCACAGAGGGAAACUCAUUUCAAGACUGAAAAUAUUUGUCCUACGAUUCAGUUCUUUUCUACAAGGAAUGAUUCAAUCCAGGUAUAGUUAAUCUUCGUUUGCGUUUCUUAGAAAAUUAUCAUUUACUUUCAUCUGUAUCAUGAAUAUUUCUCUUGAUAGGGCGCAACUGACAGUGCAUUAAACUAAUAUUUGCCAGAUAUUUUUCCAAGUUGUGUACAAUUUUUCUGAACUGAAAUUUUUCAUUUGAUGCAAUUUUUGUGCGCUGUGUCUUCACAGUUUAAUCCAGACAAGUUUAGAAGACGCAGGUCAGCCUAUUACUUGAUUCAAGAGCUGUAAUAUUCAGAAUUUCUUGUGUUAUCAGACAAUUCACGGCAUUGAGUGGUCGCUCAUCUUACAGCUUACAUCAAUUGUAUUUGAAAUCCUAAAAGUAAUGUUAUCAAACAGUAGAACUAUGAAUUUGGACAAAGUCAAAUGUUUUGUUUGACCUGAUCAGGAGAUCACCUUGUUAGCUGAAUGACUUAUUCAUUGACUCUGCUAGUAAAUUACGGAUUCAAUGGUUUUUCUCCCCUUUGAGAAGGAUUGAUUACAAAAUUUCAAGUUCCUUUGUAUCACUUACUCUUAACUGUCUUGAGUAGUUCUUACGUGCCAUUGUCAUGGCCAUCAUUAACGGUAGUUCAGCAAUUUUCAGAGUGUUGACCCUAAUGUCAAGUCUGUCUACUUGUAUUGGAGCUUCCAUUUUGUAGAAUUAGUUCGUGGUUUAUAGUCAUAACUUUAGUAUAUCCUACCAAAAUCCUUUCAUAGAUGCUCCUCGUCUCAAGAUAGGUAGCUUAAAUCUCCCAUGUGGACUUAAUCUAUCAAGGUUGUUUUAGGUGCUGCUCAAAAUGUCUGUGAAAAUCAAAACUGUGUAAAUCAAAAUUUUCAAUCUCCUGAUAUCUUAAAUCAGAACUCAAAGUGUACAGUUGGCUCUGCUCUCAGUGAUACACCUGCAGAGGAAUCGGUCGUUUAUUAUGCAUUGGUCCAAAAAUGAGUCCACCUGCUUUUGGCGAAAGUUUGUGCUUGUCUUAUUUUUCAGCGCAAGCAUUCUACAGAGCAUUAGGUCCUAAACUUUAAAACUUAAAAAACCCUUACCUGACUGAGUGCUCUAAUAUGAUUUAAAGUAAUAAUUACUAAUAAUAAAUGCAAAUACUUACUUAUUUUAGUUAUCACAUCGAAAAUUUUUAAUUUUCCGCAGCCCCAUUUUGUAAUUCAUCAUAGAAAUCAAAUAAAAUUUAUAUUUAUUUUCUAUAUUUAUUUGUAAUUACAGAGUUGUUUGUUGGGAUCAUCAAGUGCUUCAAGAUGCAGUGUUACUAAAUAAACAACAUGUUUUGUUAAUCA